UCUCUGUCUUCCGCAAAAGCAAUGUUCAUCACAAGUUCCACGAAUGCUUCCGAUAUAUAUUUUGACCCCAUUGGGUCAUUAAAAAUGAUAGACGGUUUCCUUAGCGUACUAAUUCCAAUACAUAUUUCAUUUAUUCAACCGCAUAUUAAGAAUCUUAACGGUGUGAUAGGCACUUCUAAGUUCCUAUGUAAGCAGACUGCUCUGUAUACCGAUAUCGAGUGUCUUAAUUUGCACCAGCCGUUAUCAAUAAGAUACAACGACAUUAUUCGAGAUUACGAUUCUAUUUCUCACUUAAUUGAAUCAAGGUCUAAACGUUCAGCCUGGUUUGGGGGUAUUGGCACCCUAUUCAAAAAUCUAUUUGGUACUAUGAACGAAGACGACGCAAUAAAUUAUAGUAACGCUAUUCAAUUAAUAGAGAAAGAUCAAUCUAAAUUAUCCGAAUUAGUCAAACAAAAUAUAUUAGUAACUACUUCAACACUCUCUUCAAUAGAAGACUCAGUAAAUAAAAUUAGUGUCAACGAGCAGAGAUUAAAUGAUGCUAUUGAUGACAUAGCUUUAUUCCAAAAGAACUUGACCUUGUUAGCUGAUAAAUUAAUAUUAAAAACUAAAUUCAAUGGAAUGUUAAAUUUAUUAGAAAGUAGUCUCCUAACUUUAUCUUUUAAACUAGAAGACACUGUAAACGCUAUUAUGUUUAGUAAAUUAAAUAUUUUGUAUCCUUCUAUUAUAAGUCCAAAACAGCUAUUUACAGAGCUUGUUAAUAAUUAUAGGUUUUUAGCUGAUAAUCAUCAAUUUCCUUUAAGUUUAACUUUAGAAAAUAUACACACUUUAAUGAAUGUUUCAGAAAUUGCGAGUUAUUAUAAUAAUAACAAAGUUGUAUUUGCCUUAAAAAUACCUUUAGUAAAUUCCAGGAGCUAUGAUUUAUAUCAUAACAUACCUUAUCCAGUUUCUGUAACCCAUGAUACUUAUACUAUGAUCAUUCCCUCUACUAAAUAUCUAGCUAUUAACAGAGAUAGAUCAUAUUAUAGUAAAUUAGAUAAUCUAAGUAGCUGUAAGACAAUAAAUAGCCAGUACUAUAUAUGUGACAACCUAGAUACUUACUCGUGUGCCAGGACUCCGAUCUAUUUCUUAUGA
This is a messenger RNA of Trichoplusia ni (cabbage looper), 1131 nucleotides long. RefSeq lists its product as uncharacterized. Bases 22 to 1131 code for a protein of 369 amino acids. NCBI's taxonomy places the organism in Eukaryota, Metazoa, Arthropoda, Insecta, Lepidoptera, Noctuidae. The record is from RefSeq and is a predicted model, not a curated record. The transcript is spliced from 2 exons.